Molecule: messenger RNA, 2613 nt
Organism: Mucor velutinosus
Lineage: Eukaryota; Fungi; Mucoromycota; Mucoromycetes; Mucorales; Mucoraceae
Exons: 7
Coding region: 1-2613 (870 amino acids)
Biological process (GO): nuclear-transcribed mRNA catabolic process, deadenylation-dependent decay
Molecular function (GO): RNA binding
Source: RefSeq, a predicted model, not a curated record
AUGGAUUUUUCGUGGGUAUCGGAUAUCCCAACUAAUCGCAAAUGUUUACCAAAUACCAGUACGAACAACACCAAUAGCAGCAGCUUGAAUCAGAGUGAUGCCGCUUUUGCAACACCAACGUCUCGCACGGCUGGCUCUCGUCUGUCCUACACACCGCCUUCUUCUUCUCAUAGUAACAUGAACGAUACCACCAAUACGUCUGUAGACACUGCUGUUAGACGCUCUCGCGCUGGCACCAUGCCCUCGUCUACUCUCCCUCCCUUUAUGGGCCUUGGCUCUUCAAACCUCUAUAUCGCACAGCAGAGGCCCAAUCACAACAGGACCAAUUCAAUGAAUACAAGCAAUCCAGCAAUGUACUCGCGUUCUGGCAUGUCAAGUCCCCUGGAUGAAAACGCAUCUAAUUCAAUUGCCAGUACUUUGGCUUCAUUAGGCUUGCAUGACGAUCCUCCUAUGGCAGACAGUAACAACAAUGGUCGUGAGUCUAGUACGUCUACAUCUACUACCGCAUUGAAUCAUUCAAACUAUUUUGAACCAGUAACGCGUAACAGAGCGUUCACCGUUUCAUCUAGAAAUACAAUGACGGAUAAUCAUAGACCCCAAGACAUGAUGUCAUUCAGUCCCUUUCCUCAACAACAUCAAAAGAUGCCAACUCGUCCUCGAGCUAUCAGUCUGGGCAUGAUGGACUCGCCGUUGACGCCACCUCCAUUGCAACAGCAACAACUCCCAUUUUUGCCCUUUGAUAUGAACUACCCUCAUCAUCCACCCACAUCGGAUUAUCAAAGCUUGGGUUCCACCAAUUCAAAUUUGACAGAUGAUCAUGGUAACAAUAGUGGUAACACAUCGUUGCCUUUAUUAUAUCACCAAUCUCGUUUGUUUGCUCGUAUGGACUCGCACGAAGAAGAAGAGGGAGACGGCUAUCGCCAUGAUGUGCCUUCUCGUCUGUCUUCGCCUCACAAUGAUAUGGAACCUCCUGCUCAAACUCCCUCUCGUGCCUUGUGGCUGGGCAAUGUCAACCCUUCAUUGAGUGUGCCUGAUUUGCACAAGAUGUUUGCUCGCUAUGGCCACGUUGAAAGCGCUCGUAUUCUGUCAGACAAGGAGUGCGCCUUUGUCAACUUUGAGAAUGUCGAAUCCGCCUUGGCAGCUAAGGAGGAUCUCGUCAAUCGUCUUGAAAGUAAAGUAGCUGGCUCUGUGGUCAAGGUAGGCUUUGGCAAGGCAGAUGUCAGCUUGGCCAUGGCCCUGACGCAAGAAGCUGGCCCCAAUGCUCAAGGUCCUACUCGUGCUUUGUGGGUGGGCAAUAUUCCCGCCAACAUCAAUCCUGCCAUUUUGAGAUCCCUGUUUCAAUCCUUUGGCUCCAUUGAAUCGAUUCGCAUCUUGUCUCAUAAAAACUGCGGGUUUGUCAACUUUGAAAGACAAGAAGACGCUGUUCGUGCUCGCAAGCAGAUGCAAAACAAGGAAAUUCUGGGUCCCGGAACUGGCACCGUGCGUAUUGGGUUUGCAAAGGCGCCCACCAACAGCCCUGACGAGAUCAUUCAAGAUGUGGUUAUUUCUGGCAACACGGUUACUUCCUACGCUACGCCUGCCUACAAGUCAUCUCUGGAAAGCAGCAAAUCCAAGGCUGCCACACCAUCGCCUUCUUCUUCCCUUGCUGCUCAUAAAUCAUCCAAUUUGCCACAAGACGAGUCUGCCGAGAAUGCACCCAACACAAGUCAGUGGGCCACUGUCAUCCUAAUGGCAAGCAUGAUGAUGAACGCACAGAAACAGCAGAAUGGAGCAUCGACCCCUACAUUGUUAUCAGCUCAUCCUUCGCCCUCCAACUCCACAAGCUCAGCGUCUAGCAAUGCUCGUUUAGCAUCUGAGCGCAAGAUGAUUAUGCAGCAAUUGGGCUAUGAGCCUCCAUCCGAUGAAUAUGAGAGAACCGCCAUCAACUACUUUUCUAGUAUUCCAGCAGUUCCUGAAUUCGAUGCGGAUCGUCAUCUUGGUCCCAUGCGAUUGCGUGAAAUCAAGAAAGCCCUAGACAACGGGCAGGGCCUUAAGGAUGUUGACUCCAUUGCUUAUGAAUGCAUGAGUGAGAUUGUAGAGCUUUGUAGUGACUACAUUGGCAACACUGUGGUUCAAAAGCUGUUUGAGCACUGUGGCAACGAUACCAAGCUUGUCAUGGUGGAGAAAAUCGCUCCCUAUUUGGCCUCCAUUGGUAUACAUAAAAACGGCACCUGGGCAGCACAAAAGAUCAUUGACACGGCAUCCACUGACCAGCAGAUUCAACUCAUUUGCACAAAUAUUGCACCCUAUGUCCCAUUGCUACUGCUAGAUCAAUUUGGCAACUAUGUAGUUCAGUGCUGUCUUCGUAUGGGACCCCCUCGCAACCAGUAUAUUUUUGAUGCCAUUGUCGAUCAGUGCUGGGAGAUCGGUCAAGGGAGAUUUGGCGCUAGAGCUGUGCGUGCUAUUUUAGAAAAUCCAAUUGUCACCAAAGACCAGCAGAUCUAUGUCGCUGCUGCCAUCAUGCAAAAUGCCUUGCUGCUGACUACAAAUGCGAAUGGCUCCAUCUUGCUCAAUUGGUUACUUGAUACCUCUGGAUUACUUGGGCAUUAUCGUGCCUUGUGUAAUAUCAAUUAG